AUGGCCUCCCAAUUCCCCUCAUACAAAUACUUCAACCUCACCUUCCCGUGUGAAUAUGUUGCACACGUCGAGACCAACCGCCCCGACAAACUAAACUCCUACUUCGAGGAAAUGUGGCUCGAACUCCGCACCAUCUUCAACACUCUCAGUGAUUCCCCUGACGUCCGCGCCGUCGUGUUUUCUGGCGCUGGUGACCGCGCAUUCACAGCAGGAUUAGACGUCAAAGCCGCUGCUCAGGGGUUGCUAGGUCCUCAAGAUGGGAAAUCCAAAGAUCCGGCCAGGGUUGCCACACAGCUGAGACGACACAUCGACGAAUUCCAGGAUUGCAUCUCGAGUAUAGAACGAUGCGAAAAGCCCGUUAUAGUCGCCAUGCACGGCAUAUCGUACGGACUAGCAAUCGAUAUCAGCGUCGCAGCUGAUAUUCGGCUAUGCGCGAAAAACACUGCAUUCUCGGUGAAGGAAGUCGAUAUUGGUCUUGCGGCUGAUAUCGGCACCUUGACACGCUUGCCGAAAGUGGUGGGAAAUUACGGGUGGGUGAAAGAGGUCGCGCUUACGGCGAGGGUGUUUGGGGCCGAGGAGGCGCUCAAGGUUGGGUUUGUGAGUGGUGUGUAUGAGACGAAGCAAGACACUGUAGCCAAGGCAAUUGAGUUGGCGGGGUUGAUGGCUAGUAAGAGUCCGGUUGCGGUGCAGGGGACGAAGGAGUUGUUGAAUUAUUCGAGGGAUCAUUCGGUUAAGGAUGGACUACGGUAUACAGGUGUCUGGAAUAGUGCUGCUGUGCAGGCCAAGGAUGUUUCUGCCGCGGUGCUUUCGGGACUUGAAAAACGAAUCCCUACGUUUGAGAAGUUGUAA
This is a messenger RNA of Talaromyces marneffei, 849 nucleotides long. RefSeq lists its product as uncharacterized. Bases 1 to 849 code for a protein of 282 amino acids. Gene Ontology annotation, cellular component: mitochondrion. Gene Ontology annotation, molecular function: delta(3,5)-delta(2,4)-dienoyl-CoA isomerase activity. The record is from RefSeq and is a predicted model, not a curated record. The transcript has 2 exons. NCBI's taxonomy places the organism in Eukaryota, Fungi, Ascomycota, Eurotiomycetes, Eurotiales, Trichocomaceae.